AUGGCUGAUUCAACUGCUUCAAACCUGGCCGGUGAAAGCAUCGAUGACACCUUUCGAGGUGUGGUGACUAAACAACAGACCAUGGUUUCGUUGAAUCAAGAAGUUGACGAUGGAAUGGAAGUGUUGUAUUGCGAGGUCGUCGCGCCCACCGAUUCAGAUGGCAAUCCGCCGCCCUCACUUCAGAGGGAACUACCCUUUCACGACACUAAAAGUUAUCUACUUCGAUUCUCCGAGGAACAUCCUCCUACACUCAAGUACAACGGUCAUACUUUCAGUCCUUCUGGAGCGAUAUCCACGAUCGAUCUUUGGGAUGAUCAGGGAUGUGGCCAUGAAACACCAUACGUCCAUUGUCGGACUAGCUUCUGGGCGCCUGUCGAUGGCAAUGGGCGAGGACGAUACAAGGUAUAUUCGAUUCCACACGGAUACCUUGAAUCCGAGAACGGGAUGGCAACCAAGACUUCACAAGAUGUCAGCCUCCUUGUUCGAGAUCCAAGUGAUAGAUUCAGUUCCGUCCAGAGACUGCCAGCAAAACAGGAUUCGAAGGUUAUAGCUCUUUCGUUGGAUAAAGAGGGUCAGGGUCAGGUUUGGGAAAUCUCCUAUGAGAAUAGCAAAUUCUGGGAGGCUCUCGAGAAAGAUACGGAAACUUGGGCGCCUUUUCCUUCAAAGGUCACUGUGUUCACUCGUGAAAGUGGCCAAGAAUGA
This is a messenger RNA of Kwoniella mangroviensis CBS 8507, 702 nucleotides long. RefSeq lists its product as uncharacterized. The record is from RefSeq and is a predicted model, not a curated record. Bases 1 to 702 code for a protein of 233 amino acids. NCBI's taxonomy places the organism in Eukaryota, Fungi, Basidiomycota, Tremellomycetes, Tremellales, Cryptococcaceae. The transcript has a single exon.